This is a messenger RNA of Durio zibethinus, 3252 nucleotides long. Lineage: Eukaryota; Viridiplantae; Streptophyta; Magnoliopsida; Malvales; Malvaceae. The record is from RefSeq and is a predicted model, not a curated record.
ACAGGCUCAACAUUUUCUUGUGUUUGGUUUCCUACUUUCUAGGCGAAUCGUUUGGCAUCAGAAUCUCUCUGCUUUCUUACGCUUUUCCGGUUCUGAUAUUGUUACAGGUGCUUUCUUUUGAUUAAUCUUUUAUUUUUUCUUUUCGGUUGUUGGUCCAAAAUGAUUUAAUUUUGUUUAAAUUUUCUCGUUGGAUUAAUUGUUGGGUGCAUUUUCAUUUUAAAUAUAAUGUUUGUUACUUUUGGUUUUGUAAUCUUUUUGGAAAAAUUCUUGGUAUUUCUUUAGUCUUUUGUACAUGUAUUAAUUAUAUGUCCUGGAACUAUAGAAAGGAAUCAAAAGAAAAAGAGAAAAAGGGUUCCUGAGGUUUUUAUUUAUUUUUUGAAGUUGGCUAAUGCUUUUUGCCUGUAUUUAGUUUAAGCAUUGUCUUUUUACUUUAAUUUUCAUCGAAGCUUUUGUUUUGACAUAUGAUCGACGAAAAUUGUUGUUAAAUGUUUGGUUUCUGAACCACGACGAAUCCCAUAUCAAUUUUGCAGCUUCUGGUUCUGUGUCAAAUUGAGGCCAAAUUACUUUCUGCAUUACCAUUGGGUCAAAAACAUUCCUCUCUUUAGAGCAAAUUGAAAGUAAUAUGAUGUCCUUCCACGGUUAAGUGCUUGAGUUGUUGGAUUUUUAUAGCUUGAAAAGAGGAUAUCGUGGAGUGGGAUGGACAUUACUGCUCUUUUAACCUCCGCCGGAAUCAAUAUAGCUAUAUGUGUUGUGCUUCUGUCAUUGUAUUCCGUACUGAGAAAACAACCAAGCAAUGGAUGUGUGUAUUUUACGCAGAGGCUGGUUUCAGAACCAGUAAAGUAUAGUGAUCCUUUUUGCCUUGAAAGACUUGUGCCGUCUGCAAGCUGGAUCAUGAGGGUCUGGCAAGCAACUGAUGAAGAUAUAUUGGCUGUCGGUGGUGUGGAUGCUGUAGUUUUCAUGAGAAUAGUUGUUUUCAGUAUUCGUGUAUUCAUCAUUGCUGCUAUGAUUUGCAUUUUUCUAGUGCUUCCAGUAAAUUAUUAUGGACAAGAUAUGCAGCACAAGCAAAUCAAUGCAGAAUCACUGGAAGUAUUUACAAUUGGAAAUGUAAAAGAAGGUUCAAAAUGGCUUUGGACUCAUUGUCUUGCAUUGUACAUUAUAUCCUGCUCAGCUUGUGUUCUGCUUUACUUUGAGUAUAAAAGUAUCACUAAAAUGAGGCUAGCACAUAUUACUGGAUCUCCUCCCAGUCCAAGUCAUUUCACAGUUCUAGUCCGUGGCAUCCCGUGGUCUCCAGAUCAUUCAUACAGUGAUUCAGUGGAAAAGUUCUUUUCAACUUAUUAUCCAGCAAGCUACGUGUCUCACCAGAUGGUAUAUCAGGCUGGUACCAUUGAUAAAUUAAUGAAGGAUGCAGAGAAGAUGUACAGAAUGCUAAAAACCAUUGAGCCACAGUGUGGAAAGAGCUCUAUGCCGUGCUGUCUUUGUGGAGGAACUACACAUUCCUUUAAGGUGCUUAACAAUGAAGCAGAAAGUGUUAAGAGUAAAACAAGCGUUGAUGGGUUGCAACCAACUCAAAGAGAAAAGGAACGUCCAGCUGCUUUUGUUUUCUUCAGGACUCGCUAUGCUGCUGUUAUUGCUGCUCAAGUUCUUCAAUCAUCAAAUCCUAUGCUAUGGGUGACACAGCUAGCCCCAGAGCCACAUGAUGUUUAUUGGUCAAACCUCUCCAUACCGUACAAACAAGUUUGGCUUCGUAAAAUAGCAACUCUUCUAGGUGCUAUUGUUUUUAUGUUAGUGUUUCUUGUUCCAGUUACAUUUGUGCAAGGCUUGACUCAACUAGACCAGCUAUCACAUACAUUUCCAUUUCUUAAAGGAAUUUUAAAACAGAAGUACAUGAAUCAUCUGGUAACAGGUUAUCUACCAAGUGUGAUUCUGAUAUUAUUUCUGUAUGCUGUUCCACCAACCAUGAUGCUAUUUUCCGCGAUGGAGGGAAAUGUUUCACGCAGUGAGAGGAAAAGGAGUGCAUGCAUUAAAAUUUUGUACUUCACAAUCUGGAAUGUUUUCUUCGUUAAUGUUCUUUCUGGAUCUGUAAUCAGUCAAUUGAGUGUUUUCUCAAGUGUUAGAGACAUACCUAUACAACUUGCCAAAGCAGUGCCAGCCCAGGCUACCUUCUUCACGACUUAUGUUUUAUCAUCAGGCUGGGCAAGCUUGUCCUGUGAAGUAAUACAACUCUUUGCUCUUCUUUGCAAUGUGUUCAGAAAAUUCAUACUAAGAAUUAAGGAAGAACCAUCUAAUUGUGCUCUAACCUUCCCUCAUCACACUGAAAUUCCGAGACUUCUUCUUUUUGGACUCCUUGGCUUCACUUGUUCUAUCAUGGCACCCUUAAUAUUGCCCUUCUUGCUGGUUUACUUCUUUCUUGCUUUCCUUGUCUAUAGAAACCAGAUUCUCCAUGUAUACGUAUCAAAAUAUGAAAGUGGGGGACAGUUCUGGCCUAUUGUUCAUAACACAACAAUCUUCUCUUUGGUGUUGACACAAAUUAUUGCCCUUGGGGUCUUUGGCAUAAAACGAUCACCCAUUGCUUCUGGUUUCACUAUUCCCCUAAUAUUUUUCACUGUUCUGUUCAAUGAGUACUGUAGGCAGAGGUUUUCCCCUGUUUUUAAGAGGAGUCCUGCACAGGUUCUAAUAGAGAUGGAUCGACAAGACGAGCGGUGGGGGACGAUAGAAGAGAUAUAUAAUCAGUUACGUUCAGCCUACUGCCAGUACCCGUCAAUUUCUCCUGACUUGUCCACAGCUGGAAACACCAGCCACCACGAAGAUAAGGAGAGUUCCCAAGAUCCAGAGUCACUGACGCCAGGAAAUCAACUUGUUAAAUUAAAUGAAUAGUAGGCUGUUCAUCACAUUUCAGAAAGAGAGGGCGUAGUACAAAGUGAACUGGUUAAUUCUUCUGUUACCAUGAUGUGCAAAAACUAUCAAUCUAUCCAUUAACACUUUCAUUAUGCUGAUGGUGGUUGCCAGGAGCAGGUGCUCUGUUAUUCUAGGAAACAUUGAUAGUAUAGAGGUUUAAUGGUGGCAAUGGUAAAUUGGAAGCAGGGCAUUGGGUUACAGGUUUUUCAUUACAAAAGAAUUACUUUUCCAUUUUAUUUCUCACACUUUAUGGGGCAGAGAUAAUUAGACAAAAAGCCCUUUGAUUUGUAUACUCUACAAUCUACGUUGUACAGUUUUAAAGGAAAGUGUUUUAUCCUUCUGCAUGAUUGAAAUGAA